Messenger RNA from Baudoinia panamericana UAMH 10762, 946 nucleotides. RefSeq lists its product as uncharacterized. The transcript is spliced from 2 exons. The record is from RefSeq and is a predicted model, not a curated record. The coding region runs from base 168 to 584 and encodes 138 amino acids. NCBI's taxonomy places the organism in Eukaryota, Fungi, Ascomycota, Dothideomycetes, Mycosphaerellales, Teratosphaeriaceae.
AGCCACGGAACAACGAUGACCGUCGGCCGUAAGGCGAGCGAUAAAUGCAUCUCCAUCAAAGGAUGACUUCCGUCUGAGACCGCAUCGCCACAGCGCGACUGUUCCUGAGGCUAAAAGGGGAUCACCUUGCCCGGCUGGUCCAUGGAUGGACGAAGACGGACUGAGAGAUGUAUGGAUGGCCGAUCUGUGCUCGAUCUGUACUGGCUUGGGCGAGUAUAUCUAUGUGUUUCCAUCAGGCCUGCCGCGAGACUAGGCAACCCGUUUCGCUCUUCUGCUCAGGCUAUCGAACACUCUACGCUGGUCAUGGACGGAAACUAGCGUCUCUGAACUCUAGCCGUUUCGCUUUUCCUCUACUCGAGUAUACAAUGCCCAGACGAGAUAUCGAGUUCAAGACAUGUGACAAUGUCAAACUGCGUGGCUGGCUCUGUCAGCCUGAAAGGGCAGAGGGCGAGCUGCCUUGUCUCGUCAUGGCUAACGGCUGGACUUUGUCUAAGGAGAUGGGUCUCAAUACUCUCGCAGAGCACUUCAGCUCCAAUCUGCCUAUCUGUUGUCUUGCUUGCGACAAUCCAUACUUUGGCGCAUAAGAGGGGCAGCCGAAAUACGAGAUUAAUCCCGAUCUGCAGCGGAGCAACUAUACAGACGGGGUCACCUACGCGCGUCACUCACUGAAUUGAACCUCGACCGCAUCGAUAUAUGGAAUAGUUCGCACAGUGCUGGCCACGUAUUAUACGUUGGGGCGGUCGACCGCUCGAGGCUUUCGCUCGUGCUCGCGAGCCGAAGCAACUACGCAUGACCGAUGGCGGCCAUUUCGAUACUUACAGCGGUCCUGUUUACGGGAAGUAUGCUGCCCAACAAGUGUUGUUCUUGAAGGCAAGGCUCUGUGCUUAGGGUUGGACGGAAGACUUGCUGCGAAGUGCCAAGUGACUCGCAGGUGCUUUCCACACUA